AUGGCUACCGCAGAGACGUUAGCCCAGACUUCCGAUCGUAAUGGUCAUCGACGAAAACCAUUCUCGACCUGGGUGAAGAGGCUCACCAAUUUCAAAUCAUCUGAUCCCGAGAAGCGACAUGGCAAGAAGAAGAAGGAGACAAAGGCCAACAACCCUUACCCUGAGUCAGGUUUCGUGAGCAACCAGCAAUCCAACGAGGAGAGCGCUCCCUCCUUUGCCAGCCCUCGAACAUGCAGUCGCACAUCUGUCGAGCGACCUAGUGGUGCACCCGCGGAAACCACCGACACACCGGAAAUCGAAGUACGCCAUACGGGAACAGCCUCGACCGAACAAGAGGCACCCCACUCCGGUACUCAGAGUCAUGGCGCGAGCUCUGUGACAGGCACAAAUCACACGGCAGGUGGUGGCUUGGAGUCCAGACGAGGCGGCGACAGCACGUUUUCCAGUCCAGCACCAUCAGUACGGUCCAUAGCGACAACACUCACGACCAUCCAAUCUGUGGCGCCCAAUGGUGGUACUAGCGGGACAGUGCCGCAGCAAAGUAAUACCCAGGCUAUUCAGUUCAGUCAGCCAUUCCCAACAAACCCGCCUCCAUCCGCCAUCCCACCGCAUCUCGCGCCGACCGGUCAACCGAACACGUACUCAGCCGCUACGGCGCAUGGCUUGCUGACGGACAAUGCGUCCAUAUUGACACUUGCGUCUUCGAGCAAACGUCGUCGCCGACGUUCAAUGGACACAGACGCGUCAGUUCGUGCCCUUGCGCCAUCCUCUGUGUGGGGUGGAAGCCGCGAGAGUCUACCAUUGAGCGUUCUGAGCGGCAAUGUGGAAUCGUCCGGCCACGGGAAUGCGAGCGCCUUGUAUGGCAACACGCCGCGCAUCAAUGCGGAGCGCAACAGCAUCUACUCCUUCACAGGUGUGCCGCCCGCCGUGUCGGGCGAUCGCAACAGCUACUACGCCAAGCAGGCCGACGGCGCGAGUGUCCGGAGUGUGCGCCCUGGACACACGAGGACGGAGAGCAUGGGCGCAAUCAGCGCAGGGCCCAACAGCCCUCUGGCGGGGGUACCCGCAGAGAAUGAUGACAUCGCGUCCACUAUGAAGGAGGAAAAGGAGGAAUGA
Emericellopsis cladophorae is the source of this 1116-nucleotide messenger RNA. RefSeq lists its product as uncharacterized. Lineage: Eukaryota; Fungi; Ascomycota; Sordariomycetes; Hypocreales; Bionectriaceae. The record is from RefSeq and is a predicted model, not a curated record. The transcript has 2 exons. The coding region runs from base 1 to 1116 and encodes 371 amino acids.